Molecule: messenger RNA, 270 nt
Organism: Knipowitschia caucasica
Lineage: Eukaryota; Metazoa; Chordata; Actinopteri; Gobiiformes; Gobiidae
Source: the annotation of a GenBank genome assembly
AUGGUAGGGUCCUCCUCCCCGAGGGUUCAGGUGAUGGUAGGGUCCUCCUCCCGAGGGUUCAGGCUGAGCAUGUCCAUGGAUGAUGUGUAUGAAGAACGUGUCACUGCAAACAGUCUUCUGGAGCGCCUCAGUCAGGAAGAGGAAACCUGGCAGUCCAAAGGAACAGCAGAGAGGUGGAUGGAGGUCCUUCAGACGGCUGACCUUCCCAACAUCCAAGCUGCUGUAUCCUUUGUCCUCAGCAUCCCAUCUUCCACUGGAAGAAUGGUCUGA